AUGUAUCCAUAUGCAUACCCACCAUCAGGAUAUAUACAGGCAAACCCAUCACCACAACAAUAUCAUCCAAUGAAUCAACGUAAUAGACAGGUUGGUUUGGGCUUUGUACUGCCUCCUCCACCAACUGUGAUAAAUGCUCAGUUUGUAAAUCCACCAGGAGUACAAGUGACAUAUAAUCCACAGACUGGUGCCUAUAAUGCUUAUGAUCAAAACUCACUAGUACUACCUUAUGGACAAGUACCAAUAGGACAUCAACAACAGGGUGGAGCAUUCCUUGCCAGUCCCUAUGCUCCUCCACCUUCACCAGGUUUUUACUUGCAACAACCACAAGUUCAACCUGGAUACAACCCAGCACCAACAUCAUAUCAUGGUCCACUCAAUCCUUCAAACUACAACACUGGAUCACCUCCACAUUCAUACCUUCACCCAUUGACAUCACAAAGAAGUCCUCGUGAAUACUCUCAACAAGGUCCAGGACCUUCUCAACAACAACAUCAACAACAACAACAACAACCUUAUCAAUCAUAUGAUAAUCGUCCCUCACAAUAUGCUCCUCCACCUAAAUCAGUCAGUCCAAACCUACCAAAUCCUCAAGAGCAACAACAUUAUAGACCUCCUCCAUCCAAGUCCCCUGAACCUGCACCUAGACCUGCUGAUCCAACACCUCCACCUCCAGUUGCUAAGAGAGAGAACAAGCCUCAAUUGGCAAAGGAGAACCCUGUCCCAGCUCAUGUGGCUGCAUCUGCCCCUCCACCCUCAGGUGACUCAUCCAGCAAGCCAGGAUUGACCAACGAUGCCAAACAACAUAAGAGAGACUUUGCACUCAAAGAACUGUUGUCAACUGAGGAGAGCUACAUUGACUCUUUGGAGAAUCUAAUCCUAGUCUACAAGUUCCCAUUGGAGCGUGACCCUACUAUUGUACUCGAGCCUCAUCAGAUCUCUACAAUCUUCUCCAAUGUAGAAGAACUAUUGGUAGUUAGCAAGGACCUACAUUUGGAGUUGAAGCGUAGAUUUGAUAUGCCACCAGAGAAGAGAGUGAUUGGUGAUAUCUACAUCGAAAAGGCAGCAGAGAUGAAGAAAUACGUCACUUAUAUCAACAACUACGAGCGAUCAAUGCAAGAGCUACAACUUGUUGAAGAGAAGUAUCCAAACUUCUUCAGGAACAUCCAAAAGGAUAACCAAUACUCGUUGGAUAUUCAGAGUUUGUUGAUCAUGCCGGUGCAGAGAAUACCAAGGUAUGAGUUGUUGUUAAAGAACUUGUUGCAGAAUACCAAUCCAGAUCAUCUAGGCUAUGAAGACCUCACCAAGGCUUUGGCAAGCAUCAGAGAGAUCAAUGCCUAUAUCAACAACAACAAGAAGUUACAAGAUAACCAAGACAGAGUGGUGACCAUCCGUGACCAACUCAAAGGAUGUCCUAACACAUUUGUCAAUCCAUCAAGAAGAUGGAUUAAAGAGGGUGUCCUCAAUACAGCAUGCAGUAGCAAGAAGUACAAUGGAAUGUUCAUGGUGUACUUGUUCAACGACAUCAUCGUCCUGGCCAAGCCUACUCUAUUCUCGCACAAGAGGACAAAGAAGUUUGAGUAUCUCCUAGAGAUACACUUGAACAAGAGCGAGUUCAAGAUGCUAGAGGGUGGCAAUGAGUUUAGAUUCAUAUCCGACCCUGAGGGCAGCAAACCAUUGAUCUUUACGUUUAUGGCAGUGAAUGAGAAGGCAAAGAAGAGCUGGAUCGAUGACCUGAAGCUCUUGGAAGAGGGAAGAAGCAUUGUGUAG
Molecule: messenger RNA, 1770 nt
Organism: Acytostelium subglobosum LB1
Lineage: Eukaryota; Evosea; Eumycetozoa; Acytosteliales; Acytosteliaceae
Exons: 4
Coding region: 1-1770 (589 amino acids)
Molecular function (GO): guanyl-nucleotide exchange factor activity
Source: RefSeq, a predicted model, not a curated record